Molecule: messenger RNA, 1312 nt
Organism: Rubroshorea leprosula
Lineage: Eukaryota; Viridiplantae; Streptophyta; Magnoliopsida; Malvales; Dipterocarpaceae
Source: the annotation of a GenBank genome assembly
GAUGACAUCGAACGGAGCCUUGCGAUCUCUCGCUAUUUCGCAAGUUUUCCGACAACUUCAGCCGAGACAUAUACUCUCUUCUUUUAUUGAUCUUCUCCAUUAGAUUUUGGCGUUCGCUGUACCGCAACUGGAUUCGGAGACUCUUAGCGACAGCUUGCUAGGGCUCAUGGCGAAGUCAGGACAACCGGAUUUCUUCGCAGGAAGUGAAGGGGGGAUGAAUUCCCAGCCAUAUCUUAAUUCUCCGUACCCUUUAACAAGCAGUGAUCCAUUAUUGGAAAUGGCCUUUCCUAGUCUCAGUGAGUCAGAAUUACGUGAAGUGCUACUACAGGGUCCAAUCAUUAUGGGAACGCAAUGUAACAGCCAACAAUAUGGUCAACCAGCUGGACCGAGUAGUGGAGUGAUGCAUGAUCAACAUCUAACCAAUAUCAAUGCUUCAAGAACUGAUACCCCAGAAAUGGCUCCAGCGAAGAUUGUAAAUCUGAAGAAAAGAGAAGCUGACAGAGCAUACAGACAAAGACAGAGGGUAGGAAGACUACUAAUGCAAAACAACUUAGACAGGCUUUCUGAUGAGAAUGAAAGCUUGAAACGUGACAAUGCUUUGAUGAAUGAAACUUUGCAAUUUCAAGAAAAAAUUAUAGACCAGCUGAAAAGGGAUCUUACCAAAUUGAAGUCCAACAAUGAGAUGCAAAGUGCCACUGGGCAACAUCUGGCAGAGCUAUUACAAUUGCAGGAUUCGACGAAGUUCAUAAAAGCGGGGGACGAACAUCAUGUGAAGCCAACACAAGAUCCAACUCUUCCAGAUGAAGGAAGCCACUUAGAAAAAGAAAUUUCAGCUGGUAACUUGGAUGGUUGUGACUCCAAGGAUGAAAAUGAUUCUAGUAAGAAAAAGAAGCGUGGGGCUCAUUCAGCUCCAAGUGAAUGUUGUUCUGGCAAGGUUCCUAAGUAUGCGUGUUAUGAUGCCAGAGCUGAUCGGGUCGUUGAUCCUUACUCCAUUACUGAAUGCCUUCGUAUUUUAAAAACCAUGGGAGACAUACCGUAUCCUAUCGUAAAGAAAGCAACAGCUAAAUUUAAGUCACCUGAUGAGAGGGAGACUUUUAUUGGACUAUCUGCAGAUUGGAAAAGGGAGUGGGUGAAAGAUUUAGAGAAUGAUGCUUGAAGAAAUUUUCUACUUAUAUUUAAACUCUAAGAAGGGACCUUCUUCUUUUUUUUCUUUUUCACAGGGACUUUUUUUUGUUUGAAUUAGACUUUAUUGUGUUUGAACUAUUUAUGUUUUCUUGUUUUCAUUAAUUUUUAAACAGUGGUAUUAUUAAUU